This is a messenger RNA of Pseudonaja textilis, 3738 nucleotides long. The record is from RefSeq and is a predicted model, not a curated record. NCBI's taxonomy places the organism in Eukaryota, Metazoa, Chordata, Lepidosauria, Squamata, Elapidae.
CGUUUUUCUUUUGUGAGCAUAUAUCCUUCACUUUGUUUGCCAAGAUGAUGGACAUGUCAGAGUUCGGGGAAGCUGCACCUUUCCUUCGAAAAAGUGACAAGGAAAUCAUGUUGUUGCAGACAGUGGCCUUUGAUGGAAAGAAGAAAUGUUGGAUUCCUGAUGAAAAGAAAGCAUACAUUGAAGCAGAAAUCAAAGAGAGUGGUGGUGGCAAAGUUACUGUGGAGACAGCAGAUGGGAAAACUGUUACUGUAAAAGAAGAUGAUGUUCAGCAGAUGAACCCUCCAAAGUUUGACAUGAUUGAAGAUAUGGCUAUGUUGACCCACCUAAAUGAAGCUUCUGUGCUAUAUAAUUUGUAUAGACGCUACUCUAACUGGAUGAUUUAUACUUACUCAGGCCUCUUCUGUGUGACAAUAAACCCUUACAAAUGGCUUCCUGUCUACAAAACAGAAGUAGUUUCUGCUUACAAGGGGAAGAGACGCUCAGAGGCUCCUCCCCACAUCUUCUCCAUUGCAGAUAAUGCAUAUCAUGAUAUGUUGCGUAAUCGAGAGAACCAAUCAAUGCUGAUUACUGGAGAAUCUGGUGCUGGCAAAACUGUGAACACAAAACGUGUCAUUCAGUAUUUUGCCACCGUUGCAGCAAUUGGUGAACCUGGGAAAAAAAAUCAGCCAGCCACCAAGACUGGGGGAACCCUGGAAGAUCAAAUCAUCCAAGCCAACCCAGCUUUGGAAGCUUUUGGGAAUGCCAAAACUUUGAGAAAUGACAACUCUUCACGUUUUGGUAAAUUCAUCAGAAUCCAUUUUGGGACUACAGGGAAGCUAUCAUCUGCUGAUAUUGAAAUCUAUCUUUUAGAGAAAUCCCGAGUUAUUUUUCAACAACCAGGUGAAAGAGACUAUCACAUCUUCUAUCAAAUCUUGUCAGGAAAGAAAGCAGAGUUACAAGAUAUGCUAUUGGUGUCAACAAAUCCAUAUGACUACCACUUCUGUUCACAAGGUGUUGUUACUGUGGAUAAUUUAGAUGAUGGGGAAGAGCUGAUGGCAACUGAUCAAGCCAUGGAUAUUUUGGGUUUUGUUGCGGAAGAAAAAUACGGUGCCUACAAACUCACUGGUGCAAUUUUGCACUUUGGAGACAUGAAAUUUAAACAGAGACCCAGGGAAGAGCAGGCAGAAGCUGAUGGCACAGAGAACAAUUUUCUGCCCACUAAGUUGGCCCGAAUAGAGGAGUUGGAGGAAGAACUGGAAGCAGAAAGAGCUGCCCGAGCAAAAGUGGAGAAGCAGCGAUCAGAUCUGGCCCGAGAACUAGAAGAACUAAGUGAGCGACUAGAGGAAGCUGGAGGUGUUACUUCAGCACAGCUGGAAAUGAACAAGAAACGUGAGGCAGAGUUUCUCAAACUUCGACGGGAUCUUGAAGAAGCCACUUUGCACUACGAAGCUACUGCAGCUACACUAAGGAAGAAGCAUGCGGACAGCAUAGCUGAGCUCGCGGAGCAAGUUGACAAUUUGCAGAGGGUCAAACAAAAACUGGAGAAAGAGAAAAGUGAGCUGAAGUUAGAGGCCGAUGACCUAUCAUCUAACAUGGAGCAGCUGGUCAAGGGAAAGGCAAAUGCAGAGAAACUCUGCCGGACUUUUGAAGAUCAUCUCAGUGAGGCCAAGACUAAAGUAGAUGAAAUGACCCGGGUGAUAAAUGAUCUCACUGCGCAGAAAGGGAAGCUGCAAACUGAGAAUGGUGAAUUUACAAGGCUGCUGGAAGAAAAAGAAUCACUCAUCAACCAACUUUCUCGAGGGAAAUUGUCUUUCACUCAACAAAUAGACGAACUUAAAAGGCAGCUAGAGGAAGAGACCAAGUCCAAGAAUGCUUUGGCCCAUGCUCUGCAGGCUUCUCGCCAUGACUGUGACCUCUUGCGUGAGCAGUUUGAGGAGGAACAAGAAGCUAAGGCUGAAUUGCAGAGGGCACUUUCUAAAGGGAAUUCAGAAGUAGCACAAUGGAGAACUAAAUAUGAAACAGAUGCAAUCCAAAGAACAGAAGAACUUGAAGAAGCUAAGAAAAAAUUGGCAGCUCGUCUCCAGGAGGCAGAGGAAGCUGUUGAAGCUGCCAAUGCCAAAUGCUCAUCUCUGGAAAAGACAAAACACCGACUGCAGAAUGAAUUGGAGGACAUAAUGAUUGACUUAGAGAAGGCCAACUCAGCUGCAGGAGUUCUGGACAAGAAGCAGCGCAAUUUUGACAGGAUUAUUGCAGAAUGGAAACAGAAGUAUGAAGAAUCCCAAGCCGAACUUGAGAGUGCCCAGAAGGAAUCUAGGAGCCUCAGUACAGAAUUAUUUAAACUGAAAAAUGCAUAUGAAGAGAGCCUAGACAAUGCAGAGACCUUAAAAAGAGAAAACAAGAAUCUCCAAGAGGAAAUUUCAGAUCUAACUGAUCAGAUCAGUGAAGGAAACAAGAACCUUCAUGAACUAGAGAAAAUGAAGAAGCAGAUUGAACAAGAAAAAGUAGAAGUCCAGCUAGCCCUGGAAGAAGCUGAGGGAGCUCUGGAACAUGAAGAAAGCAAAACAUUACGCUUUCAACUGGAACUUUCCCAAAUUAAAGCAGACUUUGAACGAAAAUUGGCAGAAAGAGAGGAGGAAAUGGAAAACUUCAGGAGAAACCAGCAGCGUACAAUAGACACACUUCAGGCUACCUUGGAUUCUGAAGCUAAAAGCAGAAAUGAGGCUGUCCGGCUGAAGAAGAAGAUGGAAGGUGAUCUCAAUGAAAUGGAAAUCCAGUUGAGUCAUGCUAACCGGCAUGCUUCCGAAGCAACUAAGGCCACACGCAUCCUUCAGACUCAAAUAAAGGAAUUGCAAAUGCAGCUUGAUGAUUCAACACAUCUUAAUGAGGAUUUCAAAGAGCAAUUGGCAGUCACUGAUCGACGUAAUACUCUUCUCCAAUCUGAGCUGGAUGAGCUGAGGGCUGUGCUGGACCAGACAGAACGUAGUCGUAAAUUGGCAGAACAAGAAUUAUUAGAAGCCACUGAACGUGUCAACCUUCUACACACCCAGAAUACAAGCCUAAUCAACCAGAAGAAGAAGCUGGAGACUGAUGUUACUCAAAUACAAACUGAGGUGGAAGAAGCUAUACAAGAAUGCAGGAAUGCUGAAGAAAAGGCUAAAAAAGCAAUCACUGAUGCAGCAAUGAUGGCUGAAGAACUUAAGAAAGAGCAGGACACCAGUGCUCACUUGGAGCGCAUGAAAAAGAAUAUGGAACAGACUAUCAAAGAUUUACAGAAGAGACUUGAUGAAGCAGAACAAAUUGCCCUCAAAGGGGGCAAGAAGCAGAUUCAGAAGCUGGAAUCGAGGAUUCGUGAGCUAGAAAAUGAGUUAGAGGCAGAAAUUCGUCGAAAUACUGAGUCUCAGAAAGGAGUCCGCAAAUAUGAGAGGCGCAUCAAGGAGUUGACUUACCAGGCAGAAGAAGACAAAAAGAAUUUGACAAGAAUGCAAGAGUUAAUUGAUAAAUUGCAACUGAAAGUAAAAAGCUACAAGCACCAAGCUGAAGAAGCUGAAGCUCAAGCUAAUCAAUACCUUACAAAAUAUAGGAAACAGCAGCAUGAACUGGAUGAUGCCGAAGAACGAGCUGAGAUUGCUGAAUCUCAGGUUAAUAAGCUCAGGACCAAGUCAAGAGACAUUGGCAUGAAAAAGGUUCACAAUGAAGAAUAAACAUACUUUCCUUGAAUAACUGAUGGUUGGAAUAGUGUUCACAAAGAGCACUCAUCAA